Molecule: messenger RNA, 1005 nt
Organism: Botrytis byssoidea
Lineage: Eukaryota; Fungi; Ascomycota; Leotiomycetes; Helotiales; Sclerotiniaceae
Exons: 1
Coding region: 1-1005 (334 amino acids)
Source: RefSeq, a predicted model, not a curated record
AUGAAGCAAACCUCCCGCCGUACACCUGGUCAGCCGACAGACCAACCCAGCAACGCCAUACACAGGCUAUCAGAAGUUGUACCUCGAUUUCAAUCCCUCACCGUAUCCUCAGCAGCCAAUCAAGCCAAGACAGAAUAUCGACGAGGUGAAUUUCUUGAGCAGUUAGUCAGCCAGAAAUAUCCAGCAGUGGUGGCCGAGGAGCAUAUCCAGUUUAUUCGUGAUUCUUUCACAAGCUUCAAUGAAAAACUUAAGAAACUACAUACGGGUGUACCAAUAGUACAUCAGGGACUCAGAAGAAGUGCUAGACAUAGUAAUAUCGACAAUGGCAUGAGUGCUGAAAUGGGUGGGGAGAUGGCUAUAGACGUUGAUGACGAUAAAGAUAGAGAUCAUAAUGAAGAUCGUGAGGCUGCAUCUCCUCAACUUACCGCGGAACAGGAGGCAGAAGAUGAAGAACACUGGCGCCAAGCAGUAAAUGCCCAUUCAAUUGAUACGACUAUGACCAAUUAUUUUGUAGAAAUGGGUUACCAAGCGCCACCUUCUCCGCCAAAGGAAGAAUCGAAAGUACAAGAACAGGAAGAACCUCGACUCCCUAAGCGCAAGGCUCACUCGAAGAAGUGGGUACCAAGUCUUACCAAGAACAGCAAACGUGCCUCGCUACCACCCCCCAAUACCGAGCAGCUAUUCCAUAAUCUAUCCCUGCACAACACUGCACCUGAACAAAAUGUUGCCGCAACUGGUACCAUAGUUGGCGGGUCAUUAGAGUCAUCUCUUUCCAGUCCAUCAAUGCCUCCUCCCAAGCGUGCCAAGACGGAAUCUUCACCCUCUGCCAGAUCAGAUUUCAGACUCAAGCAACCUCCUCGCUGUGCCUCGUGUGUACAGAUGAAAAAGAACUGCGACCGUCGAACUCCUUGCGGAAGAUGUUCUGGCAUGCGCGACUACAAGUUGUGCAUUCCAUACUGGAGAGAUUUGCAAAGAAAUUGGGACGCAGAGCGAUCAGGAUUGUGA